Messenger RNA from Euleptes europaea (tarantolino), 1108 nucleotides. RefSeq names its product small nuclear ribonucleoprotein U5 subunit 40 (gene SNRNP40). Bases 1 to 1080 code for a protein of 359 amino acids. The transcript is spliced from 10 exons. The record is from RefSeq and is a predicted model, not a curated record. NCBI's taxonomy places the organism in Eukaryota, Metazoa, Chordata, Lepidosauria, Squamata, Sphaerodactylidae. Gene Ontology annotation, cellular component: catalytic step 2 spliceosome. Gene Ontology annotation, molecular function: protein binding; RNA binding.
AUGAUCGACCCGCAGAAACGGAAGGCGCCCGGGCCGGAGAUGGCUCUGGUGGCGGCGACAUCCGCCGCCAAGAAGCCCCGCCACGAGCUGAUAUUAGGAGCCGGGCCCGCCGGAGGGCAGCCGCCGCCGGGGGCCUUGCUGCAGACGGGUCCACCAAGAUGUUCCUCCCUCCAGGCUCCCAUAAUGUUACUUUCAGGGCAUGAAGGUGAAGUGUACUGUUGCAAGUUUCAUCCUAAUGGAGCCACCUUAGCAUCAGCUGGAUUUGACCGGCUAAUCUUACUAUGGAAUGUGUAUGGUGAUUGCGAUAAUUAUGCCACCCUGAAAGGACACAGUGGAGCCGUUAUGGAGCUGCACUACAACACAGAUGGCAGCAUGUUAUUCUCUGCCUCAACGGACAAAACAGUAGCAGUGUGGGAUAGCGAGACAGGCGAGAGAGUGAAAAGACUCAAAGGGCACACGUCAUUUGUGAACUCCUGUUACCCAGCACGCCGUGGGCCUCAGUUGGUCUGCACAGGCAGCGAUGAUGGAACAGUAAAGCUGUGGGACAUCAGGAAAAAAGCUGCUGUUCAGACCUUUCAAAAUACUUAUCAAGUCUUAGCUGUCACUUUCAACGAUACAAGCGACCAGAUAAUAUCUGGAGGCAUAGACAAUGAUAUCAAGGUGUGGGACCUUCGGCAGAACAAGCUAACCUAUACGAUGAGAGGACAUGCUGACUCUGUGACCGGGCUCAGUCUGAGUUCAGAAGGCUCGUAUUUGCUUUCCAAUGCAAUGGACAAUACAGUUCGCAUCUGGGAUGUCCGGCCCUUCGCCCCUAAAGAGAGAUGCGUCAAGAUCCUUCAAGGGAACGUGCAUAAUUUCGAAAAGAAUCUUCUGCGAUGCUCUUGGUCACCAGAUGGAAGCAAAAUAGCAGCCGGGUCAGCAGACAGGUUCGUUUACGUGUGGGAUACAACCUCCAGAAGAAUCCUCUACAAGCUGCCGGGCCAUGCCGGUUCAAUAAACGAAGUGGCUUUUCAUCCAGAGGAACCAAUCAUUCUAUCGGCAUCUAGUGACAAAAGGCUGUAUAUGGGAGAAAUCCAGUGAGCAGUGACGAUCAUGGUGGCUAAUGCUG